Benincasa hispida (wax gourd) is the source of this 1198-nucleotide messenger RNA. RefSeq lists its product as uncharacterized. The record is from RefSeq and is a predicted model, not a curated record. NCBI's taxonomy places the organism in Eukaryota, Viridiplantae, Streptophyta, Magnoliopsida, Cucurbitales, Cucurbitaceae.
UGGCGCAAGCUUUCAUUCACAACUUUCGUAAACCAAAACCUCUCUCGUCUUUUCUCUGAAAACCGCCGAUCAAAUAAUCACGUACAGUAUGCUCUCUCUAAUGACUUCAACCACCCAUCGGAUUCAAUCCCUCAAGCUUCUACUCCUCUCCUCCGCCGUUCUAUCCAUGGCCAUGAUUCUGAAGUUCUACGUUCCGGUAGUUGCCGGUAUCCUGCUCUCCGACGUUCCCGACGUUUGGAGCUCCAUCGUUUUGUAGUUAAAGCCUCCUUACCUUUACUUGCUCCUUAACUUCAUUAUCAUCAGUAUCCUCGCCUCCUCCAAGCUUCAUAACGACCUGGCCGUGGAUCCUCCGCUUACGACGGUGCCGAAGCUUUCCGCUGAUUCACAAUCAGAUUCCACAGUUCGUAGAGCCGUCGUCAGCGAUGUUCGCAACGAAGAUUUCGCGGCGGAUGUUUUGGAAGAUGAAGAGAAAUCGGAGUACUCUAGGAUUUCAGACGGAGAAAUUGACGAAAACAGCGAGACAGAUCGGAGUCGAUUGCUAAAAGAGGAUUGGAUGGAGAAUUUGUUGAAGAAGAAGUACGAUAAGAAACCGCCGAUUUCUUCAAAGGUCGGUAAUCGAAAAGCUGCAAAAGCUGCUACUACUCCUCCAGGGACGAUGUGGAGAUGGUCCACGGUGAACGGACAGGACACGUUGGACGACGCGUGGAAGGCGAUAACGGAGGGCGGGCAUACGGCGCCGUUCUCGAGACGAUUAGAUAAAUCCGAAGAAGAAACCGCGGGUAGUAGCCCUCCGAAAGUGACGAAAUGGGAAAGAGUGAGAAGAAAGGCGUCGCUGACGGAGGAGGAAUUAAACCGGCGAGUGGAGGCGUUUAUAGAGAAGUUCAAGGAAGAAAUGAGGCUGCAGAGGGAGGAAUCAGUGAAGAAAUUUGAGAUGGUAUAUUGAAAUUUGAUGCUGGUUUUUCCAACUGUAAUGGAUUACUUUGGAUUUGUGUUUAAUGAAUUUUAGAUUUUCAGUUUUUGGGGUUUGAUUUUGGUUGGUUGGAGCUGCUGAAUAAUAGUGGAGAUAACAAGUUAUGGCGGUGACAAUGUUGGUAGUGGAGAGUGGAGAUCGGUGACCUUCAUUCGCCAAGCUUUGUUUAGGGAAUAAACAUUUGGGCGACACUUAUGUGUGUACAUCUACAUCUCAUUUAACCUGAAU